CGUAUGCAUUACGGACAGUCCCAUUCUCAUCCUUAUCUCUAUUCUUUGACGGGGUGAUAACACAAAUGUAACAAGCAGACACCUAUACCGAUUACAGAUUACAGUUUGAGUGUUUGUAAGUGUUAUGUCUGUAAAUUAGAUCAAAAUUGUACCUCUUGAUCGUUUGCACUAGUAAUAUGUAGUUAGCCGAAGACUCCGAAGAUGCACUCAAGCAAAUGCGCCUGGCUGGUAUCGAUCCUAAAGGUUGAAGCAAAAAUGUCUUGCGGCUGUUAUUGUAUCGCAAGGUGCGGAGGUUUUACGAGACAGCCUUCGUAAUCAGGUUUACAAAAAGAACGGUACAGUACACCACCACCGGGCGGUGUUUCUGAAAUAAACCGAAGGGUAGGGUUACUACUCGUCGGGUAGGAUACUAGGAUUUUGGAUUUAUUUGUACGCCAAGAUUAAAGGAAUCAAGAAUUCAAGAUUCAAGAGUCCCAAGAAGAUAGGUUAUAAAUUUAGGAUAGAGAUUUCAGUUUUCUGGAUUGUGAAAUUUGCCUUUUUGUACGAAAAUAUAUCCGACAUUAAGCGGCAGAUGUGCUUCCUAGAUCGCUGAUAGCAAAGCAGAAAUUUACAAAUUGGGACUUGAACAUUCGGGCCAGUUCGGGGUUCGAACAUUUAUUUUCGUUAUGGAUUCUGAAUCAGAGAUUGCAUCCGAGGAAUACGCCGACGACAGCGAAGAUUUCAGCGAGAACGAUGCUUUGGAUGGUGAAGUCACGAGUGAAGAUGAGGAAGGUGAUGCGCACGAAUCUGUGAAACAUUUUGCGCAUCCCCUGAGUGAGUCCAGAGGAGAAGCCGCUAAAGGAAAAGCUGUGCAAAGCCAAUUGAAUUUAUGGGACGGUCUGCUGGAGACGCGUAUAAAACUGCAGAAACCUCUUGCAGUUUGUAACACGUUGCCGCAGGCAGGCAGAUUUAAAACAUUCGUGGAUGCAGCUGAUGACACCACGAAGAAACAUAUAAAAACAGCUCAAGCUGAAUUGGGACAGCUGUUAAGAGGCCUGGUCGAAGUGCAGCAGAAUUUGCUGGAAAGAAAUGCCAUCCUCACUGGACCUGAUGCUGAAGAGCAGGAUGGGAACGAGUUGGAUCACGAGUUUUCGUCAGCGCUUGUACAUCCGGUUAAUUCACUGGAUGUCAUUGAUAAAGGUCUGACGGCGCGAAAUGCGGCUUUAAGAAAUUUCAGAAAUUCGACGUUAGAGAGCUGGCAUGGCAAAACACAACAGUUUUCAGUGGGCAUGAAGCGAGGAUUUUCUGCUUUUGAACAGUCACCGGUUAAGCAUAUCGAGCAGAUAAUGGGUGAUGUUGACCGUUUGGUUCACCGGACUAAAAUACGAAGAACAGCGUACGAAGUCUUAGUAUCCAGCGUGGUGGAAAAUUCGUCUGCCACAAAUGAUAAUAAAAAAAUUUCGAGAGCACCCCAGUCCAUAGAUCAGGAAAUAUUUGAUGAUGAUGAUUUCUAUCACACAUUAUUACGAGAAUUAAUAGAAAGAAAGACCACUGGAGCAAGUGACGACCCUUUGGAGGUAUCAAGGCGACAAGUGCAGUUGGCGCAAUUAAGAAAGCGGACUAAAAAACUUGUGGAUUCCAAAGCCACUCGUGACCGAAAGUUGAAAAUGGAUCCUCACCCUAAGCUGAUCAACUUUAUGGCGCCGCAACCAGUUUGUGGCAUUACGGAGCAAGCACGAAAUGAUUUGUUCAAAUCUGUAUUUGGAAAGCUGUUGUCCAAUCCUCCCGUCUCACAGUCAGUGAACAAUGGCAAAACUGGUGAUAAUGCAAGAGAUAUUAUACUGUUGCGAUCGUAAAAUCUUCAUUGUUCAGCAGUGGUCUGCUUCUUGCUCUUUGGCGAAAUUGGAAUGGUUUACUGUUAGAAACUUAGAGACCAUUUAUUUCCGCAUUUGUUUUCCGAAAAACGAAAUCAGAUAAACUGGGCGCGAAUAUUUUGGAGGCGAC
Messenger RNA from Paramacrobiotus metropolitanus, 1983 nucleotides. RefSeq names its product protein AATF-like. Lineage: Eukaryota; Metazoa; Tardigrada; Eutardigrada; Parachela; Macrobiotidae. Gene Ontology annotation, biological process: regulation of transcription by RNA polymerase II. The transcript has 10 exons. The record is from RefSeq and is a predicted model, not a curated record. Gene Ontology annotation, cellular component: nucleolus; nucleus. The coding region runs from base 666 to 1835 and encodes 389 amino acids.